CAGCGCGCGUUGCAGCUCUCCGAGAAAUCAAGAGUCACCCACUACGCCGCUCGUCUUGGAAAUCGAUCUUCAAGUUUUACAUCCGUGGCGGCUCCUAACCUAAACCUGCGCGCGGUGCGAGAUACUUGUCUCGGCGGAGCCGAUCUGUUUGUGUACGUCGUGAGGAACGAGGAGUCGUCGCGGUACGAAGAGGGCUUUCUAAAACCGCCCCGCCGAGAAGGCUGCUCGACGAGACCGCGAGUAAAGUUAGACGCCACCAGGAUGUCAGCGGAGGAACAGCCGGACUUCCGACUGGGACCGGAUCCCAGUGUCACUUAUCCCAUUCGGGUCCAGUAUUGCGGCAACUGUUCACUACCCAUCGAGUACUGCGAAUACUACCCGGAGUAUGACAAAUGUAAGCAGUGGCUGGAGAGGAAUCUGCCUAUCGAAUUCGAGAAGAUAAAAUUAGCUACAGAGGACAGCUCCACCGAAGUCAACGCGGGUGAGGACGAGAAGAAGCGGCAGAAGCGCGGUGGCAAGGGUAUGCUGAAAACCAAGAAGAAAGAGGACAUACCACGGUUGGUGACCAUCUCCAGGGCGCCCAGGGGAAAGAAGAAAUCCGUCACGGUCGUGACUGGCCUCAGCACUUUUGAUAUCGACUUGAAGGUGGCGGCCAAGUUUUUCGGCAGCAAAUUCGCCUGCGGAUCCAGCGUGACCGGCGACGACGAGAUUGUCAUACAGGGAGACGUCAAGGACGAUCUGUUCGAGGUGAUACCCGAGAAAUGGCCACAAAUCGACGAGGACUCUAUAGAUGACCUUGGGGAUCAAAAGAGAUAAUAAGGCUACUGCACUAUUGCGCAUAUGCACAAUAAUUUA
Molecule: messenger RNA, 855 nt
Organism: Vollenhovia emeryi
Lineage: Eukaryota; Metazoa; Arthropoda; Insecta; Hymenoptera; Formicidae
Gene: DENR
Product: density-regulated protein homolog
Exons: 5
Coding region: 262-816 (184 amino acids)
Biological process (GO): formation of translation preinitiation complex; translation reinitiation
Molecular function (GO): mRNA binding; translation initiation factor activity
Source: RefSeq, a predicted model, not a curated record